Messenger RNA from Camelina sativa (false flax), 1661 nucleotides. RefSeq lists its product as uncharacterized. NCBI's taxonomy places the organism in Eukaryota, Viridiplantae, Streptophyta, Magnoliopsida, Brassicales, Brassicaceae. The record is from RefSeq and is a predicted model, not a curated record.
CUUGAGCUUUUUGUCUCUUUGAAUAUUUUGCAUUUUCCAACAUUCUUUCUCUCUUCUUCUUGGUUUUUCAAUCUUCCCUCCGAUUCAAGCAAAAUCCCUAUCGACCCACAACAAAUUCUAAGGUUUUAAUUCGGCGAUUUUGGCCGAAUUAAAUUUAUCUAUAUGAAUUUCGUCUACGAAACUUUUCAAAUCGUAUACAAUUCUCUUAGUACAGUGGAAAAAUAUGAGAAGACCCAAUCACAUGAUGAGGCUUCUACUAACAUCCCUUUUCGGGGUUAUUGUUGGUUUCCUUAUGGGUAUUACUUUUCCUACCUUGACCUUAACUAAGAUGAAUCUUCCAUCAACAUUGUUCCCUUCGAUUGAUCUUGCAUACAUUGAGGAUAAAUACUCUGACAUAUCAAGACAAAGACUAUUUGGUUCUUGGUCUUCUACAAAAGGCUUAAAAAUCAAUAAGGACAUCCCUGACCCUCCCUUUAACUAUAAUGACACUAAGAUAUGGGUUCCUACUAACCCCCGUGGUGCUGAGAGGCUACCUCCAGAUAUAGUUACACCUGAAUCAGAUUUAUACCUUCGUCGGUUGUGGGGUGACCCUAGUGAGGAUUUAACAACCAAGCAGAGGUAUCUAGUUACAUUUACAGUUGGUUAUGAUCAAAGGAAAAAUAUAGACACUGUGUUGAAGAAGUUCUCAGAUAACUUCUCUAUAAUGCUGUUUCACUAUGAUGGCCGGGCUAGUGAAUGGGAAGUGUUUGAAUGGUCCAAACGAGCUAUUCAUGUGAGCAUUCGGAAACAAACUAAAUGGUGGUACGCCAAGCGGUUUCUUCAUCCGGACGUAGUUGCCCCCUAUGAGUAUAUCUUCAUAUGGGACGAGGAUCUUGGCGUGGAACACUUUAAUUCAGAAAAAUAUUUGGCAGUGGUGAAGAAACAUGGUUUGGAAAUCUCACAGCCUGGGUUAGAGCCAUAUGAAGGGCUUACAUGGGAGAUGACAAAGAAAAGAGACGACACUGAAGUCCACAUGCAUGCUGAGGAGAGGAAUGGUUGGUGCUCUGAUCCAAAUUUACCUCCUUGUGCAGCAUUCGUCGAGAUUAUGACUCCUGUUUUCUCCCGCAAGGCUUGGCGCUGUGUGUGGCAUAUGAUUCAGAACGAUUUGGUUCAUGGAUGGGGUCUAGACUUUGCGGUUCGAAAAUGUGUUCAGAACGCGCACGAGAGAAUUGGAGUUGUAGAUGCACAAUGGAUUAUUCAUCAAGGUGUUCCAUCACUCGGAAAUCAAGGACAACCAGAGAGAGGGAAACAACCAUGGGAAGGGGUGAGAGAAAGAUGCAGGAGAGAGUGGACAAUGUUUCAAGACAGAUUGGAUGAUGCAGAAAAGACUUAUUUUGAAGCAUCUGCUCACAACAAUGCUUCUUCACGGCCUCACCGGUAAAAUCAUUAUCGAAGAAAAAAGGUCUCUCACCCUAACUUGGAGCUAUGCUUUUUAUUUAGUGUUUCUGGAAGAGAACAGUUUGGUAAAAAGAACAAUUUUUUAAGCACAUUUAUUAACAUCUUCUUUUUACCAACUCAUUUAACCAUAUGAGAAUUCCGGAGGAGUAUAGAGGUAUUUUGCUUUCACUUAUAUCAGUCUUUUCAGUGAGCAAGUAAAAUUCUGUUUAAUCGUACGUUGUUUA